AUGAAGGUUGAACGAGCGGAUCCUCUCUCAUUUUCUAAGGUCAUUGUCGUUGAUCAGUAUUUGACCAAUUUUCGGUUAAAUAUCACCACUGUAAAAUACACAGGAUCCAAAAACAAUGCGUUGGCUGUGAAAAUCACAGGCGAAUCGGUCUAUGAUCCAAGAAGAAAGGAAAAAGUGGAUGACCAUAUUUCUGUCUACUUUUAUGUGGGUGUUACAGAAGGACAAGUCAAUGAUGUGAAACAAGAUCAGAAUGGUCAAUUGGUAAUGACAGGAUAUUUCAAUUUAUUGCCAAACGUAAAGGUGGCAAAAUCGAGUAACGUGGGAGUGAUUCAAAAAGUAUUGAAAACUCCUUUCGAAUGGGUCGUGACAUUUGACAAUCCCAAUGCCAACCCUUUAUCUGAUUUAGAAUUUUCUCCAGCCUACAUUGACCAUUUAUAUGAAAAGUACAAACAACAAUUUGAGUCAGAUUUCGAUGUGAAAUUUCCAGUUUUCAAUUUCCUGAAGAGUAGCACAAUGUCUCCUUCUUCCAAAAUAUCGAUCACCUCUUCAGAAGUUUCGAAAGAACAUUACCGAGAGUUUGCAAUGCAAGUAUUGAGUAGUUUAAUUUAUGGUCUUACUUUGAAGGAACCGGUUUCUUUAAGAAUAUGA
Molecule: messenger RNA, 648 nt
Organism: Naegleria fowleri
Lineage: Eukaryota; Heterolobosea; Eutetramitea; Acrasida; Naegleriidae
Exons: 2
Coding region: 1-648 (215 amino acids)
Source: RefSeq, a predicted model, not a curated record